Messenger RNA from Trichomonas vaginalis G3, 607 nucleotides. Its product is annotated as organellar and viral DNA polymerase type B. The record is from RefSeq and is a predicted model, not a curated record. The transcript has a single exon. The annotation marks the transcript as partial. Lineage: Eukaryota; Parabasalia; Trichomonadida; Trichomonadidae.
AUGAGUAUAGCUGCAUAUUCGUAUGAAGCUGACAGAGCUAAACGUUUAUAUUUUGGUCAAUACUCUCUCACACUUACUGACAAAUAUAUUGUUAUCAGUGAUGGAAAUACCGAGAAAUACAUAACAUGGAAGGACUAUGAAAAGUUUGACCCUAUUUUAACUCCAUGUACUAUGCCAUUCAUUGUAAAUGGUGAAGUUGUCAUGAAGAACGACACAACAGUAUAUAAGUCUGUAUAUGAAGCAUUAGAAUAUAUGUUGAAUUAUAAUCCCGAAAGAUUUGACCCAAGCACUACGUCAUGUACAAUGCCUUUUAUUAAGGAUGGUGAAAUCGUAAGAGUUCCGGAUUCAACGGUUUAUACUGCUGUUCAAAACAGUUUACAAAACAUUUUAGCGAAUAUCUUUAAUUCAGAAACUACAGAAAUAAAAUUACCAUAUAUAACAGAUGCUAAAGAAAUUAAAUCAAAAACGACAACAUUAUUUACGUCACUUAAUGAUUUAAUGACUUAUAUCAUUAAUAUUCCUGCACCAACUACAGCAUUUGAUCCAAACUCGACGGUUUGCAGUGUACCUUUCAUAAAGUCGCAAACGGACUCUUUGAGUCCUGAAG